AUGUAUAUCCCACAUUCCCAAGCCCGAACCUCCGGGUCGGACAUUGAACGACGCUCUCCCCCGACUGUACGUUGGUCGCAGUUCGAGGCACCUGGUCACUCGGCCCUUCUUACCAAGAGACAGGUUGGAAUAGCCGGAGGCAACACUACCAACAUCACGGUCGGCGUCACAGUCGGAGUGGCCAUACUCAUCUUCAUCCUCGGAGGGGUUGCCUUCCUCUACUACUACAGGCAAUCCCUCAACCGCAUCAGCCGUCGACGACGCCGAAGUCGACGCCACAUAUACCACAAGACCGUCAGCUCGAGGAGCUCCAAGAGCUCAGCUACUGACGGCCCGCCGCCGCCGCCUCCCGGACCUCCUCCCCGGGGUCCACCCUCGGCGCCACCUUCCGCAGCUCCCCCGGCCGACCCUCCUGCCGACCCUCCAGCGUCUCCUCCGCCUGCCGCUGCACCCGCGGAUAAAGAAUAA
Messenger RNA from Colletotrichum karsti, 468 nucleotides. RefSeq lists its product as uncharacterized. The transcript has a single exon. Lineage: Eukaryota; Fungi; Ascomycota; Sordariomycetes; Glomerellales; Glomerellaceae. The record is from RefSeq and is a predicted model, not a curated record. The coding region runs from base 1 to 468 and encodes 155 amino acids.